CAUCCAAGACCAGAACAGAACUUGGAGGUGAAAAAGAAAAGGCCCAGAGGUGCUGGGGAAGCUGCGGCUUAGGACACAAUGACGUCUUCCCAGACAACUACCUACCCUGGAAUGCAUGGCACCAUUCCCAAUCCUUACCCACCAACAAGUUCCAUGGCUCUUCAUCCUCAACAACCUGUUGGGUUUUUAAACAUAGGAAACCAAGUACAGACUGGGCAACUUUCCUUCAUUGAAUCUCCAGGAAUCUUCCCUACUAAUCAGCUGGGUCAAGAAAACGUGGCAACAGCAAAUCCAGUUCCAGGAACAACAACAACCAACUUGAAAGAUGCAGCAAUAGCACUUGGGGGAGUCCAGAUCAUAACUGGAUUGAUGCACAUUGGCUUUGGAGUUGUUCUCGGGUUGCUGAGCACCUCUUACUAUGUGUCUCGAGCAUUUUCCUCUACUGCCUUUACUGGUGGAUAUCCAUUCUGGGGUGGCAUAUGUUUCAUGGCUUCUGGCUCACUCUCCAUCUCAGCAUUCAAGGAAUUCUCUCACUGUCUGGUGAAAAGCACCCGGGUAAUAAACAUUAUUAGCGCUAUGUUUGCCUUUGUGGGAGUGGUUCUGUUUCUGUGUGACCUGAACAUCAAUGGCUACUAUUAUCAAAACUACUGGAUGGUGCUUUCUGGGAGAGGAAUUGCAGGUGUGCUAGCAAUAUUUUCCUUGUUGGAAUUCAGCAUAGCGUUGGUCACAGCUUACUUUGCCCACCAAACCAUCCUCCAUGGCCACAGGUCUGUCCUGGUUGCUCCAACUGUGUGUCCAGCCAACCCCUUGAUGCAAGAGUCUCCCUCAGCUCCUCCCAUAUACGACAGCAUUCCAGACUGUGCUCCUAGACAAUAACAGGAAUGAAGAAUCACUGGUAUAAUUCAUGUAGCAAACCUUCCCUGAAAAAAACAUUCUCAUGAAGCUGCUCUUCCGCUGCCCACAGAGCCUGCAAACCUCUUUAGUGCCUGUAUUUGGAAUUUGUCCCACGGCUCAUGCUAACAGUCACUGGGUCUUCAAUCAGUGCCUCUUUCUGUUUCCGACUACUGCCCCUGUCAGAGGGGAAGGACAAGAGGACUGAAAACUGACUCUGUAAUGCUCUUAGCAUUAGAAACCUUCUAUUCACAUUAUCUUUUCCACAAUAAAAUGUCAUGGGGAACAUAAGCCUCCUUUGCUAUCUUUUUGCAUUGUUCUGGUCUGAUACUGGUUGAAUGAAGUAGACCUGACAGACACGGAUAAGGCGGUUAUUUAUUGAGUGGAAGUUUUCAGUGUCCAAUGACUAGAGUUCCAGAUUCAUCUUCCCCAUGUUCUGUUCAGGAAGCACAGGUCCAAUGGCGCUUGUUGGGGCCACAAUAUCUUACACAUCAAUACUGUCACCAACCACCUGACUGAUACUUAUAUAUUUUUUUGUCAUUGUGAAUUUAUAUUUAUAUUUUUAUUAAUGGUUUUUAUUUUACAAAUUACCAUACACGGUAUUAGCUAUCACUAUGGAAUUGGGGAAGUUGUUUUUAAUAUACUUUUAAAAUAUAAUUACAUCACUUACCCUUUCCCCCUUACAGCCUCUCUCAAGUCCCCUCCCUCCAACUUUUCCCAUGCCGCUCUACUCUCAAAUUGAUAGCCUCUUUUGUAUUAUUGUUGUUACAUGUAUGGUGUGUAUGUAUGUACAAAUAUAUAAAUACAACCUACUCAGUCUGA
Molecule: messenger RNA, 1713 nt
Organism: Meriones unguiculatus (Mongolian gerbil)
Lineage: Eukaryota; Metazoa; Chordata; Mammalia; Rodentia; Muridae
Gene: Ms4a12
Product: membrane spanning 4-domains A12
Exons: 7
Coding region: 79-876 (265 amino acids)
Biological process (GO): cell surface receptor signaling pathway
Cellular component (GO): plasma membrane
Source: RefSeq, a predicted model, not a curated record